Messenger RNA from Acanthochromis polyacanthus (spiny chromis), 4752 nucleotides. RefSeq names its product transcription factor E2F3. Gene Ontology annotation, biological process: regulation of transcription by RNA polymerase II. Gene Ontology annotation, molecular function: RNA polymerase II cis-regulatory region sequence-specific DNA binding; protein dimerization activity; DNA-binding transcription factor activity, RNA polymerase II-specific. The record is from RefSeq and is a predicted model, not a curated record. Lineage: Eukaryota; Metazoa; Chordata; Actinopteri; Pomacentridae. The transcript is spliced from 8 exons. The coding region runs from base 258 to 1631 and encodes 457 amino acids. Gene Ontology annotation, cellular component: RNA polymerase II transcription regulator complex.
CGUAAACCGUAUCCCUUCAUUCAUCAGGCCGUUUCCUGAAGCCAUUUCCAGACGGGGGAAACGAGAGUUGCGCUACUUUUUAAUCCGUUGCAUCUGCCUAAAUGCACCUUCAGAAGGAAAAAUACUUGACAAAAGUCGAUAGUUCAGACACUCGUCUUCACUUUGGUCUGAUUAUUUUUGUCACUAUCGCGGCGGAUUAGCGGCCACACGGGCUCGAAAGUUGAGAGACAAGAAAGGGGUUACCCCGAAUACGCAAGAUGAGAAGAGGGAUCUCCUCGGCUCCGGACAAAGUGAUUUUAGCGGGGGUUGGGGGCUCUCCUCUGGACAAUAAUAUCAUUUUAACCACACUGUCGGAUCGGUUAAACCCCGGGCAGUCGAACGCGACGUAUAUCCAAAUAAUAACCACCCCACCGCCUUGCAACGUUACACAGACAUCCAGUGUGUGUUUAUCCGAGCCUCAGGUCAACAACAUUUACACAACUCCACAACAAGCUGCAGCCAACGGAGCCGGACAACGACCCGCUCUGGGGAGACCUCCGGCCAAAAGGCGGUUGGCGCUCGAUGAUUCAGACCACCAGUACCAGUCAGAACCCGCCAGAACUCCACGAGGCCGAGGAGGCGGCUCAGCGGCCAACGGGGCUCGGUUAAAGACACCCAGAAGUAAGAAGCAGACGGCAACGAGAGGCCUUCGGACAUCCUCGCCCAAAUCUCCUCCAGAGAAGACGCGAUAUGACACAUCUUUGGGCCUGUUAACGAAAAAGUUUGUCGACCUUCUUGCUCAGUCUUCUGACGGCGUUCUGGACCUAAAUCUUGCUGCUGAAACCUUACAGGUACAGAAAAGACGCCUUUAUGAUAUCACCAAUGUGCUAGAGGGAAUCCACCUGAUCAAGAAGAAGUCGAAGAAUAACAUUCAGUGGAUGGGCUGCAGUCUGUUGGAGGUAGAGGGAACACUGACCCAGAGACAAAGACUGACAGCUGAAGUUUCUGCACUCGGUGAAGAAGAGCAGAGACUCGAGCAGCUGAUCCAGAGAUGCAGCUUGGAUAUGAGACACAUGAGCGAUUUGGCAGUCAACCAGAAGUAUUCUUAUGUAACAUACCAAGACAUCAAACAGCUGGGGAACCUCCGAGAUCAGACUGUGAUUGUCGUCAAAGCACCCACAGACACCAAACUGGAAGUUCUAGAUCCUGAUGAGAGUUUGUCCAUCCACCUAACCAGCACCAAUGGUCCGAUAGAAGUCCUGCUGUGUCCAGACGAGGAGAACGACCCCAGGAGUCCAAUAAAAAACGGAAACACGGAUAUUAACGGGAACUCGCCUUUCCUCAAAGUAGUUCAAGAUCCCAGCAGCACAGCUCCUGCUCUGACCCCCUUCCUCUCUCCACCUUCUUCCUCCUCGGCCGUCUCCGUUACCACUCUCUCCCCCAUCUCGUCCCCGUACACCAGCCUCCUCCAGCAGACAGAAGAUGAGAUCCCUGCUUCCCUGGGGCCUUUCCUAAACCUCGGGCCUCCUCUUCUGGACCAAGACGACUACCUUCUAGGUUUGGGGGAUGAUCAGGGAAUUAGCGACUUGUUUGACGCCUGUGACUUUGAUAAGAUGCCCUCACUGGGUCUGGAUGAUCUCCUGUGCAGCUAGCAUUAGCUAAAACACAUAGCUGGGGAUGAAGCACUGAGGGCUUUUUCUGUCCCACAGGGGCUAAACACCAUGUUCCCUCAUGGCGUGAGUGAUAAGCGGCCUGGUCAGUGUGAAGCCUUCACCGUCUUUAUUUUUAGUGGACGGUGAUUUACAGGUGGUUGGUGAAGUUUAAAUGGGGACAGGAAGGUUGUCUACGCUCUCUGUAAGGUGAUGCUGUAUGGAAGAGAACAACAAAGAGCUAUAAUAAAAACUCCCCAACACCACCUGGCAUUGCUGCACCUCCUGGGUUAUAUGAGGUUUGAUUUAUCAGUACGAUGAUCCAAAGCCAUCAGUAGAGCAGUGAAGUGUUGCUAAAUCUGUAAGGAUCCUGGUUAAAUCUGUCCUCUGAUGCUGCUCCCAUCAGGUGUACAGAAUCAUCUAGGUAAACCUUAGGAGAUGUUAAUGCCAGGUGUUGUCAGGACGAGAUUCUGAAGGGUUUUUUACUGUUUUCAUUCAACACCAAUGAUCUGUGAUUGAAGGCUCAUACUGCUGACUGUUAAAUAGAAAUCUUUUGUGUGCAAAUGUAGAACAUUUUAGAAAUUAAAGGAAGUAUAAAAAGACAACAGGACGAUUGUUGUGCACAGCACUCAUGACUCGGUUAUGGUUUGAUCAGGCAGGCUGAAGCUUUGGUCACCUGUCGGGUCACUUGUUACAUAUCUGGCCUUCUAAUUCUAAAGCUGAUAAGCGUAUUCAUACUGUAUACAUGUAGGCGAUACUCUGUAUUGAAACUUUGCAUGGAAAAGAAUGUUCUGGACUAGAAAUUUAAACUGUAAAAUGGCAUCUAAAAAUAACAGGAGUCUGUACUCUAAAUGCUCUUAAACAUCAGUCUGUCAUUAAAUGCAAAUUUUCACAGUGCAGUGAUGAAUACAAAAAGAUGUGACGCCUCGCCUCAUGUAACCCAGAAACUUUUUAGUUGCUAACAGAGAAAAGCCAUCACUUCUGGGUAAUGUGGGGUUUCGUUGAACCACCAGAUGUUUAAUCCUGGCCUGUUCAGACACGAUGUGCAAAAAGAAAAAAAAAACUUCUCCGACUCUUAUUGAUACUUUGUGAAUUCAGGACUCCAACUGUUGCUGCUUCUUACCUGUCGGUUCCACCUUCAUCAGCAGAAGUCGCCAUAACCAAACUUUUAUCGCCUCCCCUGACUGUGCAGUUAAACUGUGAUCAGAAAGCAUUGAAUCGCUCACGCACACUGAAUACUCAGUGAAAGCAGUUUCGAUGAGUCUUUUUAGGUUCAGUAACUGUUGGAAUUUUAAUGGGUUUUAAUACUGUAGAAAUAGCUGACAUCAAGGACCUGAUAGCCACUAAAUGAGACUUCAAUGUAAUGAAAAUAAGAUUAACUGAAUUCAGUGCAACCAAGCUUUGGUAUCAUGUGUUUAGAGCCACUUAAUUUGAAAACAAUGAAGCUGAAAUAGAAGCUGAAGGGAUGCGAUGAACGCAAUCGCAGUUCACUUCUAAACGCGUCGUUACAUCCCAGACGCUAACGUCUUGCCUGAAGCCUGGCUUUUAGAGACCACAGGCGAUAUUGCUGCUGUUAUCGUUGACUUUUCCCCUGAUUCGAUUGAUGUGCGCUUGAGUAAUUUGCGUGUGCGAGUGAUGUCCGAUCAAGCUUGCGAAAGAGUGAGCCUGCCAUGUGUAAAUUGAUGUAUAGUUUUCUAAUUUUUCCAGUGCACAAGGUACUGUAGGCUACCUCUCACUUAACGUUGGACAGUAGUAGUAGUAGGGCGUAGAGGUAAAAGCCGUAGUGUGGAUGAGUCCUUUCGUCAUAGAAACGACCCUUUGUAUUAUUUAGCAGUGACGUUGAAUAUUACAUCACACUUUUGUCUCUUUCAUGCGUGCGAGAUUCCACUCUGCUAAUGAGAAAACCAUUGCUCACAGACCGGCGUAGAUCUGAAUAUUGGGGUGCACAUUAGGUAGAAAAGUGGACAAAUAUAUUGCAAUAUAUUUUUGUUUUUAUUUUUAGAUCUUUUCAAUAAGUUAUUUAGUUCUUUUGUUUAAAUGCAGAGCAUCUCUUCGACCCCUAAUAAUGCGUGUGUUUCCAUGCAGCCAUUCAUCCACAUCUAAUCUGUCCUUCGCUGGUCAUCAGGAGACUCUGCUCUGUCUGCAUUCACCACUGAACCAUGAUCAGUGAUUUUUUUUUUUUUUUGUGUCGUCUGCUUUGCUUUUGUGACACCGUGUGUCCGUUUUUAUUUUUGGAAUGUUGAUUGAGAGUGUGAUGCUUUUAGAAAAUACUUCUGCUGUCUUCACUUUCACAGAGAGAACUGAAAACAAACUGUUAAAAAUAACUUUAGCCGCUUGUUGCUGAGUUUAAUCAGUGCUGCCGUCAGAAAUGACUGAAAUUUGACUUCAAUGCACAGAAACGUUCUAAUUCACCAAGUACAAGCUCCAUAUUUCUAUCAGAGCAGUUUACAUAUUUUCAUGGGUAAGCUGAGCUCAUUUUUCUCCAUCUGGUUCACUAACCUCAGUGCCACUUUCUACAGUUUACAAGUAAUUCUAUUUUCCCGUCUGUUUCAAGCAGUCAGAAUCUGGUUGAAAUGUUUUAUCCACUUUUAUGUGAUGGAAACAGGAUUUUUUUGGAAAGCUUGCACCUUUCCAGAGGUUUUCUAAUGGAAUGUUAAAGAUUUUAAUGCACCGCUGAAGCUAGUGUCUUGUGUAAUGGGUGACUUAAACUUGCAGCUCAUUCAUUUCUAAUGUGUGGUUCUGAUAUGUGAUUAGAUCUUACAGAAAAUGAUCAUUAGGGUAAAUAUGGUGUUAACUAUAGAUCGAAGCAGCAUUUGUUUUUCCUGCUAUUUUCUUAUGGUUAUUCUUAAGCUGUUACCAAAUACAAUAUACUGAUCCGUAAAUAUUCUGUAAAGGUUAUGUGAAAAGUUAACUAUUUGAUAGGAAAAUUGACUGUAAAAUUCUGGUAUUGCUGCCUGUUUUCCACUAACUACACAGAAAAGAGCAAUUUGCAAUUUGAACGCAUGGGUGAAAGUGCUGUUGAAUGUUUAAGAUAAACUAAUUGGAUGUUUUUGGUGUGUGUUAUUCAGUUAUAUAAGUUGUUUCUGUACAUCUGUUAAAUGAGGAAUUUGAGUUGUAUUUGGGU